This is a messenger RNA of Apis laboriosa (Himalayan honeybee), 1574 nucleotides long. RefSeq lists its product as uncharacterized. NCBI's taxonomy places the organism in Eukaryota, Metazoa, Arthropoda, Insecta, Hymenoptera, Apidae. Bases 84 to 434 code for a protein of 116 amino acids. The transcript has 2 exons. The record is from RefSeq and is a predicted model, not a curated record.
CUUAUUUUAAAUGUAGAACAAGAAUAAAAGUUCGAUUCUGUCUUUUAAUUUUGUAACAAAAAGAGAAAAAUGAAGGUAACCAAAUGGAUGUUCAGAUUGUAAAAGUGAUCGAUUUAAGCUUUUUGAUGGACAUAAAUUCUCGACUCCAAUAUAUGACUGUCGAUUACGCGCAGGAUGAUAAAGUUUCCGAUGUCGGUAUAGAUGCUAUCAUCGUUUACAAUGUCAUCGUGGAUAUUGUGAUGCUUCCUGCAAUUAUAGCAGGAUGCACAGAUACAUCUGAUAUUCUCUAUAUAGUACUGGUCAAGAGGAAAAUCUGUGGUCUAGUUCUCUAUUUUACUUUCUUCGGAUCUAAUAGAAUGUUGGCAAAAGCGAUAAAUCUGAAAUCCAGAAAAUACAAAUGGAUAGUAAAUCCAUAUCGAUGGAAAGAAAAAUAAAAUCGUUUUUCUGGGCACCGGCCAGAUAUUUUAAAAAUUAUACGAAAUAUAAUUGUAAUUUAAUCAUCUGCUCUUUUCUUUAUAUUAUCUUUGAUUAAUUAUAGUUCUGUAAUAUAAAUAAAUUAUUUAAAUUAGGGGAUCAAUAUUUGGUCAAUCACAUAAUAUAAUUUUGAAUUAUGUGCAAAGUUUAUAUUGAUUUUUAUUAUAUUGAUGCGCAUUUUUGGUAAAUUUUUAAAUUUUAUGUUAAAAAAUCAAAAUUUACAUAUUUCAAUAAUUAAAAAUGUGCAAUUGUAAAAUUUAUAUUUAUUUUUAUUUUUAUUGAAUGUUUCUACCAAAACAAGCGAGAUAUUGGAAAAUACAUUUUUAUUUCUUUCAGAUCAUUCGAAUAUUUACAUGUGGAAUAUUGAUACAUCUUUUGUGACAACUUUUUAUUAUGUAUUAUUAUAUUAUUAUAUUAUUAUAUUAUUGUAUUUAUUAUAUAUUUUUAUUAUAUAAUUCAAAAAUCUAGAAAUUGUCGCCUAUCAAUAUUAUUCUUAGUUACAGGGAUUUAAUGUGGAUGAUUGAAAGCAACUUUCAAGAUUACAUAGAUAACAAUAUCAGCUGGGACAUCGAUAGCUGUUCUAAUAAUAAACUCUAGUAAAUAAUACUAAAAAAUCAGAACUAAUAUCAUUCCACGUUAAAUAUUUCUCAUUAAUUGCUUAUUAGCCUUUUUAAGUGUUGCAUAUUAAAAAUCAAUGUUUUAAUUUUUAUCCAGAAAUAAUAAAUGUGCAAUUGAUUAAAAUCUCAAACAAUAAAAAAUUAUCGUAUAAACUAUAGUUGAUGCUUGAAUGAUUAAUCUAUUAAUCUGAUUAUCAUCUAAAUUAAUCUGAUUAAUCAUGAAGGGAACUCUUUUGAGUACUUUGUAUAAUUGAAUUGCUCUUUGAAAGAAAUUGCAGCUAGAUAAAUAUUAAAUAUAACAAAUAUUAAAGUCGAAUAGAAAACUUCAAAACCAUUUUCUGAAUAGCUAAUUAAAACGAAACGAAUCUUACUGUGAAGGAAUAAUGACGUUUAUGCAAAAGAAAUAAAUAUGUCUUUUUAAAUACGAAUGUAUUUAUUUUUCAAUCAAAUUUUUAUAAUACUUCUCCUUUGAAAAUCUAAAUU